Molecule: messenger RNA, 9098 nt
Organism: Stegostoma tigrinum
Lineage: Eukaryota; Metazoa; Chordata; Chondrichthyes; Orectolobiformes; Stegostomatidae
Product: inactive phospholipase C-like protein 2
Exons: 6
Coding region: 477-3842 (1121 amino acids)
Biological process (GO): lipid metabolic process; intracellular signal transduction
Molecular function (GO): phosphatidylinositol-4,5-bisphosphate phospholipase C activity
Source: RefSeq, a predicted model, not a curated record
UCCAAGCCGUGGCCCCUGGACUGUCAAUCACCCGGAGAGAAGCGCGAGCCUGUCACCGGGGAGACCGGCAGCAGAGCUGUCAGCGCUUGCCCGGACUCCGCCGUGCUGCUGCUUUCAAUAUUCCUUGUCUGCAACUCAGGCACAUCCCUGUCAUGGAUUGGUGGAGAUAAGAUCAGAGGCGCUGAAAUGUAAAUGCUGCGGCUUUUUUGAUACAUGUUGUUUUCUGGUGUUGGCGAGCUGAGAAGGGUUUCGGUUGGUGGCAGCAGUUCCGUACACGGGAGGGACUGUCACUUACUAUUGUAGCGGGAGGUUUGCAACACAUAUUUUUGAUCUUGUUUUUUUCUCACAGUUUUGAAAAAAAAGAUUUAUGCCAUGCAUAACGCAGACAAUCGGGGUUUUCUAAUUUAAAGAGUUGAAAGUGUACCUUUUUUUUAAGGGGGCGUUCUUUUUUUGUAAGUUGUUUUAAUUUUGAAGCCAUGGCGGAAGGAAAGGCGGAACGUGGUGUCCCGUCUCUUGUGCCUUCAUGUUCUGCUUCGCCCUCCUCGGCCAAAAAGGAGGGAGUUGAAGCAGUCUCAAACGGGGACUGUGUGGGAGAGGAGCCGAUUGUUGCAGCGGCGGGAGCCCUGCCAUCCAGUCCCGGAGCUGAGACGUUCACACCUUCACCAGCAUCAGCCUCAUCCCAGGAUGGAAAAGCGGGCAUCCCUCGCAGGAGCAGCAUCAUCAAGGAUGGCACCAGACAACGAAAGGAGAGAAAGAAAACAGUCUCCUUCAGCAGCAUGCCAACUGAAAAGAAGAUCAGUAGUGCCAGUGAUUGUAUCAAUUCAAUGAUUGAAGGCUCUGAACUUAAAAAAAUUCGCUCAAAUUCCAGAGUCUAUCACCGCUAUUUUCUUUUGGAUGCAGAUAUGCAAUCUCUUCGAUGGGAUCCUUCAAAGAAAGAAUCAGAUAAAGCAAAAAUUGACAUAACUUCAAUCAAAGAAGUUCGAACAGGAAAAAAUACAGAAAUGUUUCGCACCAAUACUAUUUAUGAUCAUAUUUCAGAAGACAGUGCAUUUUCAAUAAUUUAUGGAGAAAACUAUGAGACAUUAGACCUUGUAGCCAAUUCUGCAGAUGUAGCAAAUAUUUGGGUUACAGGCCUACGGUAUCUGAUCUCCUAUGGGAAACACACAUUAGACAUGAUAGAGAGCAGUCACAAUAACAUGCGGACAUCAUGGCUUUCAAGUGUUUUUGCUGCAGCUGAUACAAAAGGUGUAGGACAUAUACCAUUUAACAAAGCUGUACAGCUUGUUAAGAAUCUGAACUCGGGACUGAAAAAUGCCAAAAUCGAAUUGAAGUUCAAAGAAUUGCACAAAGCAAAAGAAAAGGUAGGAAGUGAUGUUAUCAAAGAGGAACUUAUAGAAGUUUAUCAUGAGCUUUGCACAAGACCAGAAAUAUAUUUUUUGUUAGUCCAAUUCUCAAGCAAUAAAGAAUUUCUAGAUUCCAAGGACCUGAUGAUGUUUUUGGAAGCUGAGCAGGGAAUGCCACAUGUUACAGAACAAGUGAGCAUGAACAUCAUUCAGAAAUAUGAGCCAUCAACAGAAGGACAGGAAAGAGGUUGGCUUUCCUUGGAUGGUUUUACCAAGUACCUCAUUUCACCUGAAUGCCAUAUAUUUGAUCCAGAGCACAAGAAAGUUUGUCAGGACAUGACACAACCAGUGUCUCAUUAUUACAUAAAUGCAUCACACAACACCUACUUGAUUGAGGAUCAGUUCCAAGGCCCCUCAGAUAUCACAGGAUACAUUCGUGCUCUGAAAAUGGGAUGCCGAAGUAUUGAGGUGGAUGCAUGGGAUGGUGCCGACAAUGAACCAGUCAUCUAUACAGGUCAUACUAUGACAUCACAGAUAGUCUUCCGCCAGGUCAUUGACGUAAUUAACAAAUAUGCUUUUGUUGCAUCAGAAUACCCUUUGAUUUUGUGUUUAGAAAAUCACUGUUCAUUAAAACAGCAGAAGGUGAUGAUUCAACAUAUGAAACAAACUUUUGGAGACAAACUGUACACAAAACCCCCCUCUGUUGAUGACAGUUACCUACCUUCCCCCGAAGCCCUUAAGAAGAAAAUUUUGCUAAAGGCAAAAAAACUGCCGGUAAAUUUCACCGGCGCUGCAGGUGAUAUUACAGAUGAAGAUGAAGGUGCAGAAAUGGCAAAAAGGGAGUCAAAUGAGAAUAUGGACCAACAGAAUGUACUUCCAAACAGAAAAUUUAAGCUUUGCAAAGAACUUUCAGACAUGGUGACUCUUUGUAAAUCUGUACUGUUUAAAGACUUUACAGACUCACUUCAAAAUCAGAAAUUUUGGGAAUUCUGCUCAUUCAAUGAAGUAACUGCCACUAAACUUGCCAACGAAUACCCAAAGGACUUUGUAAAUUAUAAUAAGCGUUUCCUGGCCAGAAUAUAUCCAAAUCCAAUGAGAAUAGAUUCGAGCAACAUGAAUCCUCAGGACUUUUGGAAAUGUGGCUGCCAAGUAGUGGCAAUGAAUUACCAGACGCCUGGUCUAAUGAUGGACCUUAACAUUGGUUGGUUCCGUCAGAAUGGCAAUUGUGGGUACGUGCUUCGUCCUGCCAUUAUGAGAGAAGAAGUUUCUUAUUUCAGUGCCAAUACUAAAGAUUCAGUGCCAGGUGUUUCUCCUCAACUCCUCCACAUCAAAAUCAUUAGUGGCCAAAAUUUUCCAAAGCCUAAAGGCUCGGGUUCUAAAGGUGACGUAGUAGAUCCCUACGUGUAUGUUGAGAUCCAUGGAAUACCUGCAGACUGUGCUGAACAAAGAACUAAAACAGUUAACCAAAAUGGAGAGAACCCCAUUUUUGAUGAGAGUUUUGAAUUCCAGAUUAACCUCCCCGAGUUGGCGAUGGUGCGAUUUGUGGUUCUAGAUGAUGACUACAUUGGAGAUGAGUUUAUUGCUCAGUACACAAUUCCUUUUGAAUGCUUACAACCAGGAUACAGACAUGUGCCACUUCAGUCGCUGACGGGUGAAACUCUACCAUAUGCCUCAUUAUUCGUACAUGUGGCAAUCACUAACAGGAGAGGUGGAGGAAAACCUCACAAACGUGGCCUUUCUGUGAGAAAAGCUAAAAGGUCAAGAGAGUAUGCUAGCAUGAGAACAAUCUUGAUAAAAUCUAUAGAUGAAAUAUUCAAGACUGUUGUUCAACAAUUAAAGGAAGCAACUGAUCUUCGAGAAAAUGUACAGAGUGCAAUAGUUUCUUUCAAGGAAAUAUGUGGCCUCUCCCCAGUUUCUAAUCUAAUACAAUGCUUUAUGGCAUUGUCAGCAUUUCUGAACAGUGAUAAUAUACCUAUUGUCGUAUUGAACCUAAAAGACGAUUACCCUUCAAUGGAGCCACAAGGAGUGAUCCCAGAAUUCCUGAAGAAAGUCGUUACUGCAUAUGAUGUUAUGAUCCAGACAACGAAAACUUUGUUAGAAAAUGGUGAUGGAGUGUGUGAAAAAUUAAUGCAGUGUCAAAGAGCAGCAAUGGAAUUCCACGAAAAUCUGAACAAUAUUGGAGUCAAAGAAGGCCUGAAAGGAAGAAAACUGCAUAAGGCUGUUGAGAAUUUUACUUGGAACAUCACUAUUCUUAAGGGACAAGCUGAUCUAUUGAAACAUGCUAAAAUUGAAGCAUUGGACAACCUGAAGCAAAUCCAUUAUGCUGCCAUAUCUUGUGGUUUGAACAAACCAGGCACUGGAAAUACAGAACCAGCCAAGACAAGACGGAGCCUAGAGGCAAUACCUGAAAAAGAAAGUGUUGAAACUGGAGCUGGAGAUCAAGUUACUCAAUUUCACCAGGAUACAACCACUCAAAAAUCUCUCAAAGCUGCCAAAUGAAUACAUCCAAUAUAGAACAUUUGGAUUGCACUUCAAAGCCUUCUUGGUUGGUUGGUUUUAGUACUUUGUAAAUACUAAGGCACAAUUCUGAAGGCUCAGAAAAAUGUGACAAAUGGAACUAUGAAUGUAACACUUCUCCAAGUGAAAGUAUACUACUAGCAGUGGAAGUAUACUGCUUCAAAGAAGUAGUGGACUUGCCAUUAAAUGUUUGUCUGCCAAAUUAAUAUGUAUAUAUGAUGUCACAAAGAAUUAGUUGAAAUGUAACUUUUUUCUAGUAAUUUAUGCUGCCGUUUUACAUUCUUUUUGUAAAUGUUACAUUUCUCCAGAUACUUAAAAUUCAUUUCUUUGUUUGAAAAAUAGUUAUACAGAUGAAUAUGUAAAAUAUAUAUAAAUACAAUGAGGUGUAUGUCAUUAUGCUACCCAAACAUUGUAAAGCUUGUUGAGCCAUAAAUGGAAACAUGUAUUAUUGAUUAUGGUCACUGAAGCUUCAGUGCACUUUAUGAAGACCAUUAAUCAAGGGAAAGCUGGAAAAGUUUUGCUGUGAAAUCUGUUCCUUCAGCGAUAGUUGUUAAUGUCAAAAAAAAAUUGAAGUCCUUGUACCCACCUUCUGGUGACCAAAUAGGCAGCAGCUUUUAGCAAGUUGUUGUAUAUAGUUUCUAUUUUGUGAAGUGUAACUAGAAAAGUUAGGCUCAUUAAUUUCCACAAGGGAGGAUUUCUAUGCCAGUAAUGUUGGUAAUACACAGGAUUGCCAGCCACCAUGAUCUUGUUUAAUGAUUCAGUGGGAUGGAAGAGUGAAUUUCUUUUUUACCUCCUUUUCUUUUCUAGCCCAUAAUCACCAACAAAAGUACAGAGUCAAUAAAUUGUAAACAACAUUGCCGGUGUUGUUGACCCUGAACCAAUUAAACUGGUUGGUUUACAUUUUUUCUUAAAGUCCAUUUGAAGCCCAUAAGAGUUCAUGGUCUAGUUUGAAAAAAACAGCAUAUGUUUAGCCACAGACUUUUCUCAGAUUCCUGAUUUAUAUUUUGACUUUAUUGAAUCAUAAUUUGUGCUUAUUCUGUCGCUAAAUUUUAAAAGAACUUUUGCACAAUCCACUGUUGUAAACUAUCCAGAAAUGAGUGCAAGAACAUAACAUAGAUCCCAAAAUAGACGCAGAACACAGUGUUCCUAAAAGCCUGAAUCAAAUAUUGUUUCAAAUCUUCCAUAGACUUUUUUAGAUCUUGCCCUCCCUGGCAUUCUAGGCAUUUGGUUUUACAAAUUCAUUAACAUCUGCGUAAAGUAGUUAAAUGUAAAUGGUCUAUGUAACGAUCCUCUCUUCUGCCCCCCACACUACCGUAAGUUUUCUGCUCUAACCAAUUAUAAGCUCUUAAACCAUUUCUUGUAGUGAAAGGGAUAAUUUUUAUGUUCUUGCCCGUCAUUAAAAUUUAUUUUAACCUGAUGUAAGAGGAAAGAAUGUGGAAUCAAUUGUGUAUAUAGUUCUCUCUGUCCAACCUUCAUGAAAGCAUUGGUAGGAUUUUUUUUUCCUUUAUGUUAAAGAGAAUGUACAGAAAAUCUGCCCUACAAUGUCAUAUUGCUAGGUUUCAAUUUAGUUUCACUUCCUUGCUUGCUUCAAAAUUCUGCAAAGUUUCGUCAUACUAUGGCAAACUGAAUUGUAAAUAAGUCCCUAGCAUGACAACACCAGUGCCUUGUACAUGCUCAUCACUUCAUGGCAAUCUCAACUUUAUUCAUCUAUACAUCCAUACCAAAAUCCAAUUUUAUUUGACAGCUGCACAGAUUGAAAUGUUCCAAUGAAUUAUUCCCCAAAAUCCACGUUACUCUACUGUGUUGUUUCCAAGCUAUUUAGUUUUUGCUCCCAUUGUUUAUUUCCCUCUCUAAUUUUAUUAUCUUGUUAUUAUCUACAUUAAAUGUAACUUGUCAUUUACCAGCUCUUCUUCCCAAUUUAAGAAGGUAAUGUUAUAGGUACAGUGAAAUAAACCACUGCAGGUGCUAGACAUCUGAAAUAUCAAGAAGUGCUCUAGAACUCAGCAGGUCUGAUAGUAUUUGUGUGGAGAGAAGCAGUUAAUAUUUCAAGUCAUAUAUGAUAUUUUUCCUUUACUUACAUUGUAGGACACUUUUGAUCCCACUCUCUAGUAUCCCACAAGUGAUUUUUUUUCUUCUGGGCCCGCACAGCUCCAUUCACAAGCUCUUACUCGUCUUUUCCGGUUUAACAAUUUUCAGUCCACCUUAGAAGUUAGUGCAAUGUAUGAAUUCCUCCCUACAAUGACAGCAUUAGCAGCCUAAUUAGGUAUGUUUUAAGCCUUAAUAACUAAUAAUUAUCUUGGUAUAACACAAUAGCACAUUUAAAAAUAAAAGAAGAAGGAUUACAUUUGUGUUGAACCCAGGGAAGCACAGAGGAUUAGACCGACCUUGAUGUGCAUGUCCCCAAGCCCGUUAAUGUAACAGGAUAGGUAAAUAAAGAUUAAGAAGGUCUGGAUGAUAUUUGCCCUUAUAGCGAGGCAUAGAGUUUGAGAACAGGGAGGUUGUGCUGGAACAGUAUAAAACAUUGGUUAGAUCACGGCUAAAGUCUUAUGUGCACCUCUGGAAUCCACAUUAAAGGAGGUUUGUGACUGCACUGGAGGAGAUGCAGAUCUGAAAAAAGGAUCACUGAAUGACCUAUCUAAUUCUGAGUGAUCACAUUGGAUCACCCUCCUGAUUAGAGGUUGAUGAGCUUCCCCACUCUUUUUUACGCAGGAAGUCAGACCUUUCUAAAGGAUUGAAUGUUUAACAUCCUGCAGUCUUAAUGCUGAAAUAUCCUUAGGAAGGGCUGGGUGGAGAAAAUUAAAUCAGAAUUAUCAGGGUGUUGCCUGGCCUGGAGAGUUUCAGUUAUGAAGAGAGACUGGACAGAAAUGGGUUGUUAGACUAAAGGAGAUUGAUAGGGAAUAUGAUUGAAAUGUAUGAAAUUAUGACCGGCAUAGAUAGGGUAGACAGGAAGAAACCUUUCCCCUUGGUAGAGGGGUAAUGACCGGGUAGCAUAGAUUUAAGGUAUGAGGUAGAAGGUUUAGAGGAGAUGUGAGGAUUUUUUUUUUACCCAAAACGUCUGGGAUUCUGGAAUUCACUGCUUGUGAGUGUGACAGAGGCAGAAAUCCUCAUAACUUUUGAGAAGUACUUAGAUGUGCACUUGCAAACUCAAGGCAUACAAAGCUAUGGGCCAAGGGCCAGAAAUUGGUCUAGAAUAGUUAGAUGAUUGUUUUGACCAGCACAGACUCAAUGGGCCAAGGGGCUUUUUUCUGUGCUGCACACCUAUAUGAUUGUGUGCAUUGAGAGAGGACUUUUGAUGAUCAUGCAAAGCAGUUUUCAGACAGUGAAGUGCUUUUGAGGUUUAGCCACUGUUGAAUUGUAGGGAAACUCAGCAAAUAAUUUGUACACAGUAGGUUAUCACAGAAAACAGUGAGAUGUAUUGACCAGUAAAACGUUUUACAAAUGCCACAUCAUGUUAACUGGGGUAUCAAGUUUUAAUAUGGAACUUCUAUGCCCACUAGAGAGGCUAAACGUGAUCUCAGUUUAAAAUUUCAUUUGGAAAACAGUACCUCUGACUGUGCAGCAUUCCUUUAACAUGUAAUAUAUUGAGAAAAACUUGAUAUUUCAACCUCGAAGAUAAUCAAGGAAAUAUAAUAAAUAUAGUUCCUCCAAACCUUGCUACUAUUUUGCCAUAACUAGUUAUUUUCACCUUUCUUGCACUCAUUACAAAAGUGUCACAUGUCAGGAUUUUGUAUGUCAUUCGUAACUAGAAUUGACCACCAUUCCCCCCAUCCCACAUGUCUGGGUCUUCUUGUGCAUUUGUUCCAUUCUCUCCUGCCGCGUACAAUGUGCUGCUGAUUCUGUAUCAGUACUGAAAACAGAUUUUAAUUUUAAAUAAGCUUUGAGAUCUCAAAUUUUAAAAAAUGUCAGAAAUUGACUUCAGCCCAAUGAAUCAAAUUAGAAUUGAAUCAUAAAAUCAUAGAAUUUUACAGAGCAGAAUAAAGCCACUCAACUUAUUGUGUCUGUGCCAGCUCCCGAAAAAGCUACGCAGCGAGUCCCACACUCCAGCCCAACUCCCAUCUCUGAUAAUUUGAAUUGAGAAGGUCAGGCGUUCAUUCCUUGAAACUACCUUCAAACUUGUUUUCUUCAACUCAUUGCAAAGUGUUAACUGGACCACAAACAACUCCCUUGUGAAGGUUGCCUGUGAUUCACAAUUCAGUCGCUCAGACAUGAUUUGUAAGAUAACCCUGCAGGAAGCUGAUUUGAUUCAUUCAAGGAAGAGGAAGUGUCAAACUUUUUAUAGAUUUGUAACAUGACUGGCUUUGAAAUUCAAAUGACAACUUGACUGAAUCACCCAAGAAAAGAUAAUAAAUUGUUUUAUAUUGCAAAUUUUAAGUUUCAUUUAUUCUCUCUUAAGAUGCGACUGCAGCAUCCAUUCAAAAUUCUGCAUUAUAAUCACCUGGUCCAAACAUUGUGCUUUCACUAAGCCCUUGAAUAAAAUGCUUUUCUUGAGUAGCAAAAUACAUCUCAUAAAAUACAACUAAUUCAGAGUGCUGUGGAAAAUUGAUCAGUUUUAAUCAAGUACCUUAUCUUGACUGACUUUGAACAUAAUGGAGAAUAUUUUCAGUUCCUGAAAAGUAUAAAAGAAAGCUGCUAUGUAAAUAAACCACAUUACACAGGAAGACUUUUGCAGUUGGUCAGCACGUCAAGGUUUAUGAAACACAAAUUAUUCUGUGAGAGGACAAAUAAAUGAAGGCAUCCAGCCAAAGUUUAGGAUUGAUUUUAAGAUUGAUGAAACCUUGAAAACUAAAUUUGUUCACCCUUUGCAGACCCAAUGUUAUUUGUAUGUUGCAAAAAUCAAAUGUAUAUAUUCAUCACAUGUAUACACAAAAAAACUUUAAAAAUUAGAAUUCCGGAUAUCACCAAAAUAAGACCAUUAUGAUGGCCAAUACUCUGAAUUUGGAAAACUGAGACAAUGUAAAUUGGUUUUGUUUUCCUACCAUGCAGAAAUAUUGCUGGUGUUCUCAAAGGAUUCAUUUUGGAAGGAAUGCUUGAUUUAGUCCUAUUCUACUAUUUGUUAUAUGAAGUCAGGAGCUUCCAUUUGUUCACCCCUCUCAGUAUCACUGAAUUUGUAACCAACAGAGCCGCUAAUGAUUUCUUACCCAAAGAUUAUUUCACUCGCUCUUUAUUUACUCAUGGGAACAACUGGAUUGUAAAACCAAAUGCCAGACUUUUGCUUAGAAAUGCAACAAUGUGAAAAAU